Messenger RNA from Fraxinus pennsylvanica, 1710 nucleotides. The record is from the annotation of a GenBank genome assembly. NCBI's taxonomy places the organism in Eukaryota, Viridiplantae, Streptophyta, Magnoliopsida, Lamiales, Oleaceae.
AUGGCGUGUGUCAACAACGAAAAACAUCCUGAAACGCAAGAACCCAGUAUUGAUACAGACAAACUGAGCUACGAGAUUUUUUCAAUAUUAGAGAGCAAGUUUUUGUUUGGUUACGAUGACCAGAAACUUUGGGUUCCCAAACAAAUUGUUCCUGCGAGUGAACAACCCAAAAAUGACGUUGUAUUCACCGCCUCAUUCGACGACGACGGCGUUCAAGCGGUCAAAAAUCAGAGAGGAAAAAUCUGCAUUUUGAGCAUUGAUGGUGGUGGAAUGAGAAGCAUCAUAUCGGGCAAAGCAUUGGCGUAUCUGGAAACUGCUUUAAAGAAUAAGUCUGGAAAUCCAGACGCCAGAAUCGCCGAUUACUUUGACGUCGCCGCAGGCACCGGCGUCGGUGGAAUUUUCACAGCGAUGCUCUUUGCCACCAACGAUCGGAAUAGACCGGUUUUUCACGCCGAUGAAACGUGGAAAUUCCUCGCUGCGGAGGGCAAAAAAAUCUAUCACUCCUCAAAAUCAAAUCAUCCUAAGGCUAAUUUCUUCAAGCGAGCCUUUAAUAAAAAAACCGGCAGUGAUAACGCCACCACCGGUUUAGAGAUGGCGAUGAAGGCGGCUUUCAAAGAUGAAAAAACCGGCCGGAAUUUAACGCUGAAGGACACAUUAAAACCGGUUUUAAUUCCGUGCUACGAUCUUUCUAGUACGGCGCCGUUUUUGUUUUCCCGAGCCGACGCUCUGGAAUCGGACGGCUACGAUUUUAAGCUGUGGGAAGUUUGUCUAGCCACGUCAGCCGAGCCGGGCGUGUUCGACCCCGUUUGCAUGGAGUCAGUUGACGGGUCGACCCGCUGUGUGGCGGUGGACGGCGGGUUGGCGAUGAACAAUCCGACGGCAGCGGCUAUUACGCACGUGCUGCAUAACAAACAAGAGUUUCCCUUUGUGAGAGGAGUUGAGGACAUUUUGGUACUUUCACUCGGUUCGUGUGGGCAGCUAUUGGAAGGGAGCUUCGACUUCGACCAAGUCAAGAAAUGGAAGGCCAAGGAUUGGGCUCGGCCCUUGGCUCGGAUUUCGGGUGAUAGUUCGGCCGAGCUGGUUGACCAUGCCGUGGCUAUGGCAUUCGGCCACAGCCGGAGUGGUAAUUAUGUUCGAAUCCAGGCAAAUGGAUUGAGUUUUGGCCGUUCUGGGGCGAAUGUCGACACAGAUCCCAGUCCUAGCAAUGUAAAAAUGCUAGCUGGAAUAGCUGAUGAAAUGCUUAAACAGAAGAAUGUAGAAUCCGUUCUCUUUAGUGGUAAGAAGAUAGGAGAACAGAUCAAUCUUGAGAAACUCGACUUAUUUGCUGAACAACUUCAACAAAGUAGGAAAAACAAUGUAAAUCAUGGAAGAAGUUGGACAAUAAAAAUUAGCGAAGGAUUGGCUGAAGAAAGGCACAGGAAGCAGAAUACUGUGACUAGAUACAAACGCGAAACAGAGAUUAUAGCCCGAGGUCGCCGUGAUCCUUGCGUUGUUUCGCAAGGUGUUCCAGUUGUGGAAGCCAUGGUAGCCCUGGUGCUCGUCGAUCAGUUAAUGGCCCAAUAUUCGCAAUGCAUGUUGUUCCCUAUUAAUCCGGCAUUGCAAGAACCUCUCCAACUAUCGAAGGAUAAGGAGUUGCAGAGGCUUCUUUGUCUGUACGCCGUAAACAGAGUUAUUAGUCGACAUGCCACCUGCCAGCCAUUAGGAAAUUGA